CAGUGACUCACAGUCUUCAUGAAUUCUUGCUACUGGCAAACUUGACAGUAUGAUGAAGACUGGGCACUGACCAUCCUAGCUACAGAGCCCAGAGUUUCUGUCUUCGAAACUGCCUCUGGUUUCCUUCCUGCUUGCUCCCUUUAUCCCCUGUGUCAGCAUCAGGGGGCAGUUUGGACUCUGUUGGGGAAGGAGCUGAACCUGAGGGUCUGCUGUCCCUUGCAAGGUGAAGAAGGGUCAGCCAUCCCAGAGCUGACGGAGACCUGAAGCUGUUGUGCUUGGUCUCUCAUCGCUAACGGAGCAGGCUCAUGUGACUGACCCAGUCAGGGUGAAAGGAGAAGUUGCAAACUCAGAAUUAAUACUUGUUCCAAGACCAUCUGGGAAGGCACACACCUACCAGUCUGCUUUUUCUGUCUUUCAGGCCGUAACCAUUAUGCAACCUUGGGUAGCCAUCUCAGGCCUCCUGCUACUUCUGACAGAUGCUGUAGUUUCUUACACUCAAGUGAUUGGAGUGGUGGGUCAUUCCAUCACGCUGCCCUGCACCUACUCAACAGCUCCUGGAGUCACAACCAUGUGCUGGGGCCGAGGGGCAUGUCCCAUGUCCCAUUGCUCAGAUGACGUGGUCUGGACUAAUGGAUCCCAUGUCACCAUUCGGAAGCACCCACGUUAUAAGCUGAAGGGAAACAUUUUAAGAGGGAACGUGUCUUUGACCAUAGAGAAUGUGGCCCAGACUGACCGUGGUCUCUACUGUUGCCGUGUUGAGCACAAGGGGUGGUUCAAUGAUAUGAAACUCACCCUGUCACUGGAGAUAAAGCCAGAAACUACUUCAUCCUCUGCCCUGCAGACAGCAGGAACCCAGCCUACUGGGCCAUGGGAAAGGAGCACAAGACAGCCCACCAAUUCACCAUUGUACUCCUGCUCCACCGAUGGGAAUGGCACUGUGACACAGUCUUCAGAUGGCCUUUGGCAUAGCAAUCAAACUCAUGUGUCACUGGCACAGAAUCCGUGGAUGACCACCAGUAAGGGACUGUACAUUGGCAUUUGCGUUACUGCUGUGGUAUUGUUCACCGUGCUGGUCGUCGUGAUUACCAAAAAAUAUUUCUGCAUAAGAAACAAGCUGGAACAACUAAACAUGGUUUCCAUGAACGACCCUCGGACUGGAGCUUUGCAAAGUGCAGCCGAAGUGGGCAUCCGAGCAGAAGACAAUAUCUACGUUAUUGAGGACAAUGUUUAUGUCAUGGAUUAAGACCCAGUGGCCCUCUAAGGAUUUAUGUCCUUAACUGUGGGAGACAAUGACAAGAUACCACCAUGUCUGAGUUCUUGUAAGCCCUAGAAUGAUUUUUCUGUUAAUUUCCAAUGAUAGUCCAACAUGUCAGUUAUGUUGGGUAGAGUGACUGGUUCAUCUGUGUAUAGUCACCCUCAUUGGCCAUAGAGUCCUAAUUUUUUAUGCUAAAACUUAAUUCACUGUUUCUCCCAAAUGUGAACACUUUAUAAUUACAUAUUCUCUUUGGAUCAUAUGAACCUUAUAUCCAUCAAGAAUUCUCACCAGUGAGAGAAGAGCUACCACUUUGGUCACCAAAGCUGUCAAGAAAAGCAGACUAGCAGUUAAAAUCAGCAGAGCUGAUGUGGGACUUAAAGGACUUCACUUGGAAA
Molecule: messenger RNA, 1650 nt
Organism: Lontra canadensis (Northern American river otter)
Lineage: Eukaryota; Metazoa; Chordata; Mammalia; Carnivora; Mustelidae
Gene: HAVCR1
Product: hepatitis A virus cellular receptor 1
Exons: 7
Coding region: 431-1243 (270 amino acids)
Biological process (GO): positive regulation of mast cell activation; phagocytosis, engulfment
Cellular component (GO): cell surface
Molecular function (GO): phosphatidylserine binding; virus receptor activity
Source: RefSeq, a predicted model, not a curated record